Messenger RNA from Varanus komodoensis (Komodo dragon), 1750 nucleotides. RefSeq names its product CD28 molecule (gene CD28). Gene Ontology annotation, biological process: immune response; T cell activation; T cell costimulation. The coding region runs from base 143 to 835 and encodes 230 amino acids. Gene Ontology annotation, cellular component: external side of plasma membrane; membrane. Lineage: Eukaryota; Metazoa; Chordata; Lepidosauria; Squamata; Varanidae. The record is from RefSeq and is a predicted model, not a curated record. The transcript has 4 exons.
AAGAGGUUUGACGUGUCUGCAUUUUUGUGCUAGUAUGAGGAAAGGAUGAGAACAAGAGUGGUGAGGUGGCUUGCUCUUGACCCAAGAGGGUGAUUUUCUUUUGCCCCAUCUCACUCUGUGGCUCCGUUUCUGGGGGAUCAAGAUGUCCUGCCCACCUUUUAAUACCAUGAUCUUCUGGAUCUUUCUUAGCACACUCAGCAUUAUUCACCUUGCUUGCACAACAGAAGAGCCAGUUUCAGUGGAGCAGAAACCCCUGGAGAUAAGAGGUGAAAUUAUCAAGAUUUACUGCAACUACAUAUCAAAGAGAGAAGGCAUAAAGACUCUGAAAGCCAUGCUGCUUAAAGGACAUAAUCAAACAGAAGUCUGCUCACUUUUCUGGAAAAGCAUGAACCACAGCCGACAGAGUAAUAAUACUGAACUCAGCUGCCAGGUUCAGUUUCUCGAAGAAGAGAAGCAAAUCAUCUUCGACCUGCAGAAACUACAUGUCAACCAGACAGACAAUUACUUCUGCAAGAUUGAACUCCUAGACCCAGCACCCUAUGAAACCAGCACAAGCCACAGGGGGACGUUAAUUCACGUGCAAGCUCCAGAAGUUCACUGUCCAAAACCAGUAAGCAUCUUAAGUAUGGCUACAGCUAUUGGAGUUCUGAUGUUCUACGGUCUGGUAGUCACAUCAGCUGUUUACCUCUGUUGGAGGAAAGCCAAGAAGAAUAAGAUUGUUCGGAAUGACUAUUUGAACAUGACUCCCUGGCAGUUCAACGGUCAGAAGAAGAGGCCCCAUCAACCAGCUGUCCCAGCAAGGAACUACACUGCAUACCGCUCCUGGGAGCCCUGACCACUGGCAAACCGUGUGGCCUCUUCUGCGCAACAGGCGAUAGGAAAGAGAUGGGUGGCUGUCACUGGACACAGGUGUCAGCAAAUGAGAGAAUUACAACCCUGGGGGUUCUCAGUGUCACAAAGGAUAAAAGCUGUCUCUUAAGUUAUGUUUCAAACUGUUGGUAGAAAAGAAGAUAAAGUGAGAUUGGGAUGUACUUAUAAUCACGGAAACCUAUUAUUCUUUGCCGGCAAAUGCUGGUUCCAUCUGCGUUACUGAUCUUUCCUGAUCACAUAUGUCUCCAUAGAAUAUAAAUGUUAAAAAAACUGUACCAAAACUCCAGCAAGUCUACCAAGCAAAAAGCGGAGGUUAAAAAACCCCCUGUCAGUUUCCACAUUAAAGGCAAAAUGUUAAAUUUAGAGUAAAACAUUUGCCUAACAGAGUAUAAGCAUCCAUCUUAGUUGGUCCUGGGCUAUAAUGAACAUCAUCUGUCUCAAAUGAACUGUGUGAUUAGCUGGAGGGCGUUGCAAUGCAAUUCUGCACAUAGUAUCAGGAAGGUGGAAGGUGCACAUAGUAUGAAGGAAGGUGAAAGGUGCAGCUCUUUGAGAAUGUUCUUGAGAUGUGCAGACUUUCAUCAAACCUUGGACAGAGUCAAGGAUGCUGAAGAAGCAGGUGAAGAAGUCCUCAGUGGGGGAGGAAGGUUACCUCACAGAUGAUCCAGAUGUCACAGGCUUUCAAUGAAAUUUGUAAGCUGAGGGCAAGAAGUUAUUUCAUUUUCUGGCAUCCAACAUCAGCUGGAUCCUCAUCUUGGAAGCAAAAGCCUAGAAUAAAAAAGAAAACGUCUUUCUUCCUUUCCUGGACUGAUUCUGGCAAGUUUAUAUCCUGCCUCUUCCAUCCUGGCAUACUGUUAUUAAAGAUAAUAAUCAAAAUUAUAAA